Messenger RNA from Tribolium madens (black flour beetle), 500 nucleotides. Its product is annotated as endocuticle structural glycoprotein ABD-4-like. Gene Ontology annotation, molecular function: structural constituent of chitin-based larval cuticle. The coding region runs from base 36 to 416 and encodes 126 amino acids. The transcript has a single exon. Gene Ontology annotation, cellular component: chitin-based extracellular matrix. The record is from RefSeq and is a predicted model, not a curated record. NCBI's taxonomy places the organism in Eukaryota, Metazoa, Arthropoda, Insecta, Coleoptera, Tenebrionidae.
AAAUAGCAAUCCGGGGCCAAAUUGCUAUUGUCAAAAUGAUAAAGCUUGUGCUAGUAGUGUCUUUAGCAGCCGCUGCUUUUGCGGCUCAUAUCGAAAAAGAAGUUAUCCCAAUUGUGAGUCAAGAAAGUGAAGUUGACUACACCGGAAAAUUUCACUACAGYUAUGAGUCCGGAGACGGAAGUAGAGCGCAAGAAGUUGGGGAAUUGAAGACUUUUGAUAAAGACAACGCUGGAGAAGUUGUCAGUGGAGAUUUCCAAUACACUGGGGAUGAUGGUAAAACUUAUAAGGUUUCUUAUACUGCUGAUGAGAAUGGGUAUCGGCCACAAGGAGAGCACAUCCCGCAAGUGCCACCACUGAUUGCACGUGCUUUAGAUUAUCUGGCAACAGCUCCGCCACCGAAAGAUGRGAAAUAUUAGAUUUGUUACRCAUUUUGUAUAUCAACUGCCACAGCCAUAUUURUGAUUUGUAAAAUACACAUAAAUAAAUAUUUUUGAACGGUU